This is a messenger RNA of Acaromyces ingoldii, 1028 nucleotides long. RefSeq names its product Mov34-domain-containing protein. The transcript has 3 exons. Gene Ontology annotation, cellular component: proteasome complex; proteasome regulatory particle. NCBI's taxonomy places the organism in Eukaryota, Fungi, Basidiomycota, Exobasidiomycetes, Exobasidiales, Cryptobasidiaceae. The record is from RefSeq and is a predicted model, not a curated record. The coding region runs from base 24 to 1028 and encodes 334 amino acids. Gene Ontology annotation, molecular function: protein binding; metallopeptidase activity. Gene Ontology annotation, biological process: proteasome-mediated ubiquitin-dependent protein catabolic process.
ACAUCAUCGACACACAGCGCACUAUGCCGGCCACGACAGAGGAGACGCUGGCGCUGUCGCAGACACAGGUGCAUGUGCACCCGUUGGUGCUCCUGUCCGUCACCGACCAUGCUUCUCGAAGUGCCGCCGGGCCUCGCAAGCGGGUGCUGGGCGUGCUCCUUGGGCAGGACAAUGGCAAGUCGAUCAACGUCGCCAACAGCUUUGCGGUGCCGUUUGAGGAAGACGAGGGUGCGGCAGGCAGCGGCAAGACGACGUGGUUCCUGGAUCACGACUACAUCGACGGCAUGAUGGAGAUGUGCAAGAAGGUCAAUGCGCGGGAGAAGAUGGUUGGCUGGUACCACACGGGGCCGAGGUUACGGGCGUCGGACCAGGAGAUCAACGACUUGAUGAAGAAGUUCAUCCCGAGACCAGUCAUGGUCAUUGUCGAUCCCCGGACGAGGGACACGGGCAUCCCCACCGAUGCCUACUUUGCCGUCGAGGAGAUCAAGGAUGACGGCACAGCGACGCAAAAGACAUUCACCCACGUCCCCUCAUCGAUCAUCGCCGAGGAGUCGGAAGAGAUUGGCGUUGAGCACCUCCUUCGCGAUAUCCGCGACACGACGACUGUCGGCACCCUCUCCACGCGCGUCUCGCAGCAGCUCCUCUCGCUACGAGGUCUCCAAUCGAGGCUGCUCGAGAUCAAAACCUACCUCGAGGCCGUCGUGCGGGGCGAGCUGCAGGUCAACCACCAGAUCAUCUACAACCUGCAGGACAUCUUCAACCUCCUCCCCGACCUGGACAAGACCGAGACAGCCAAGAGCUUCAGCGUGGCGCAGAACGACCAGCUGCUCGUCGUCUAUCUCAGCUCACUGAUUCGGAGCGUGAUUGCGCUGCACGGCCUCAUCAACAACCGCGCCGAGAAUGCACGCGAGGAGGAGGAGGAGAGCAGCGGCGGGGCUAAAAAGGAGGCUGGCGAGGCCGGGUCAGGCGCCGAGGGCAAGGAAAAGGAAAAGAAGGAGGGUGACGCCAAGACGGACGAGAAGCACUAG